ACGCGCACGUGCCCGACGUGCGGGGGGGCCGGGACUGCUCGCGGAGUCGGUGGCUGUGUUGGGGCGCGAGCGCGCGCGCGCGUGUGCGCGGGUGUUUGUGUGUGCGCGCGCGCUUGUUCCGUGGCAGGUUCCGCCCCUCUCAGGCGUGCCGGCGUCCCCGGGCAUCCCAGCCAUGUGCUCCCUAGCGUCGGGCGCUCUCGGUGGCCGGGGCGCGCUGGAGGAAGACGACGACCCACCCGAGCUGUCAGACAGCGGCGACGAGGCCGCCUGGGAGGACGAGGACGAUGCCGAGCCCCCCCACGACAAGCAGCAGACCCCCUGCCUGUUCUGUGACAGGUUAUUUACAUCUGCAGAAGAAACAUUUUCACACUGUAAGACUGAACAUCAGUUUAAUAUUGGUAACAUGGUCCAUAAGCAUGGACUUGAAUUUUAUGGAUAUAUUAAGCUAAUAAAUUUUAUUCGACUUAAGAAUCCUACGGUCGAGUAUAUGAAUUCAAUAUACAACCCAGUGCCUUGGGAGAAAGAAGAGUAUUUGAAACCUGUAUUAGAAGAUGACCUUUUGCUUCAGUUUGAUGUAGAAGAUCUGUAUGAACCAGUGUCAGUCCCACUCUCAUACCCCAAUGGACUCAAUGAAAAUGCAUCCGUUGUUGAAAAAUUGAAACAUAUGGAAGCCAGGGCACUGUCUGCUGAAGCUGCACUAGCUAGAGCACGCGAGGAUCUGCAAAGAAUGAAACAAUUUGCUCAAGAUUUUGUGAUGAACACAGAUGUCAGAACCUGCGCGUCAUCGACUACUGCCAUUGCGGAUCUUCAGGAGGAUGAAGAUGGUGUUUAUUUCAGCUCAUAUGGGCAUUAUGGGAUACAUGAAGAAAUGCUAAAGGACAAAAUACGAACAGAAAGUUACCGUGAUUUUAUAUACCAAAAUUCACAUAUCUUCAAAGACAAGGUAGUUUUGGAUGUAGGUUGUGGAACUGGAAUCCUGUCUAUGUUUGCUGCUAAAGCUGGCGCUAAGAAAGUUUUUGGAGUUGACCAAUCUGAAAUACUUUACCAGGCAAUGGAUAUCAUAAGACUAAAUAAACUUGAAGAUACUAUUACACUAAUUAAGGGAAAGAUUGAAGAAGUUCAUCUUCCUGUGGAAAAAGUGGAUGUUAUUAUAUCUGAAUGGAUGGGCUAUUUUCUUCUUUUUGAAUCUAUGUUAGAUUCUGUACUUUAUGCAAAGAACAAAUACUUGGCAAAAGGAGGAUCGGUCUACCCUGAUCUUUGCACUAUCAACCUUGUGGCAGUAAGUGAUACAAAUAAGCAUGCUGAUAGAAUUGCCUUCUGGGAUGAUGUCUAUGGCUUCAAUAUGUCCUGCAUGAAGAAAGCAGUUAUUCCAGAAGCUGUUGUGGAAGUUUUAGAUCCCAAAACUCUUAUAUCAGACCCAUGUGGUAUUAAGCACAUAGAUUGCCAUAUGACGUCUAUCUCAGAUUUGGAGUUUUCUUCAGACUUUACCCUGAAAAUCGCAAAGACAUCCUUGUGCACGGCACUUGCUGGCUACUUUGAUAUAUAUUUUGAAAAGAAUUGCCAUAACAGGGUCGUGUUCUCAACGGGCCCUCAGAGUCCCAAAACACACUGGAAACAAACAAUAUUUCUAUUGGAAAAGCCAUUUUCAGUGAAAGCAGGUGAAGACUUGAAAGGAAAGAUCACAGUCCACAAGAACAAGAAAGAUCCACGUUCUCUCGUUGUGACCCUCACAUUGAAUAAUUUGACUCAUACUUAUGGCCUCCAAUGAAAGACAUCAACACAGAAAGACACAAAAGCACAAAUUUUAAAAGUGUGGUGGUAUUGGUAAGGAGAGUUUCAUGCGAGUACAUGGAGAGAGUCUUUCCUAAUGAGUUUUCGCAGGAGAAGAAUGGUAGGAACUACUAGAGUUCAGCUGAAGAAGAGCCAACUGAUCCUAAUGGGCUCCCUCUGUUAUUCUCUGAAGUAUGGAAUAAAAUCUAAUUUCUGCAUCGAGUUUACUUACAUUGACAGUUUCAGCUAUUCUUUCUUAUUUUUAAUGUUUCUUACUAUAAAUCAAACACUGAAAUUAUUUUGGAUAAUAUUUUGUUAAACUAGUAAGCACAUAAAAAGAUACACAUUUUAUUUUAUAUUCUCUAAAGAGAAGUAGAUUUUUUUAUCAUUUACUAGAGCAUCAGAACACAAUAAGAGGCUAAAAAACAGAAAAGAAUGAUCAGACUUCUAACAAAAAUCAUAUUUGAAGACACCUUAGUUUGAUUUACCUACUAAAGUUUUAGUUCUCAUUUUGUAACUUCUCUCUUCGCAAAUAUUCUUCAAUAAUAUCAUUUUCUAGGGAAGACCCUCAUUUCAAUACAUUUGUCCUAAGUGUCAUAAGAGUUUAAAGAGUUGAAUAAAUAGUGUUCUUGGCUAUCAAAAUAUUAAUCUUUUUCAAAUUAGAUUUAUGUGCGAAAUUAAAAUUAAUUAACAUACUUUAUAAAAUUACAUAAUUUACAGUGACUGAUUCCAUUUGAAAUACAAAAAGACAGUAAAUAAAAAUAAACAGCAUUUUUUAAAAAAAAUUUUAUUAGUGAAUCACCGUGAGGUACAGUUACAAACUUAAGAACUUUCGUGUUUGCGUUUUGUUUACAUCCCUCCACUGGUGCCCAUUCUCCUCCACCAAUGUUCACAGUAUCUCUCCCACCCCACCCCACCUCAUAAACAGCAUUCUAAAAUGGUAUUUCAGCUACAUACCUAUUUAAAAUAAGAAGCAUUUCAAGGUUUUGUUUUGUUUUGUUUUUACUUUUUAAAUUUUUUUUAUUGAGUCACUGAGAGCAAUUCAAGGAAUUCUUAAGAAGAAACAAGACAGGAAUUUUUCAGGCCAAAAGAAGACUCAGAGGCUCCAGCGCUAGCUUUGCAGGUACGAAUCCUCCAGUUCCGUCAGUGGUGCCACUUGCAUGAACCAGUGGCAGCCCUGGCAGCUCUGCUGUCUGAUCCCCAGUGCCACAAGCAAUUUCUAGCCACACCCAGGAGGCUCAGAGCACGUGUGAGCAACAGAGCCAAAGUCUUCUGUUUUCCUAGCAAGCAUCACAGCUAAACAGCGCAACUCCACAGUGAGCACCACAGCUGCAUCUGUGAGAAUGGCAACCUGAAAUGACCUCCAGGCAUCACAACAAAUUCUGCAAGUGCCACAGCCAAGUAUGUGUGCGACCCUCUCACGGGAUUUUAAGGAGAGGUGUUCUGUAUUCAGUUCUAAACAUCAGGUGUUUUGUUUGUUGUUGUUUUUCAAAACUACAUGCACAGUAUGCGUAUGCUAACAUAGCAUGACUUAAUGCAUGUGGAGUGUUUAUACCAAGAAAGACCUGACACUUUGAUAUCAUUGAGUAAACGCUAGGUGACCGUAUCAUCAUAAUGCAGUUAAAAAUUCUUUCUCCAAAAUAUAUUGCAUUACCUUAGAUGAGUUUAAGGAAGUAAUACUCAUGAAAUAAUAAUUACAGCAUGUUCUACCGGGAGUAGUGUCUUUUCAUUUGUUAUACAAAGGAAAAGUCCUGGCCUAUGUUGAACAAGUGGAUAUUAUCCAAAGGACUGUCAUUAUUUCUUUGCUUGAAGUCACAGUUUACAAAGAACCGGUUGAAGAGGUUGAAUGAGAAUUUAUACUAGCUACCCUGGUAUAUGAAUGUGUGGGACUGUUGUGACAGAUAAAUAUUUAGCGACAAAUUUGUUUUGGAAAUUUUAUUUCUAUUAGAAAACUGUGCUUCUAGUAAUGAAGAAAUUCACCCUUUAAAUGAUAAUAUUUCUGGCUGAGAAUGUAGCUCUGUAGUAGAACAGUUGCCUUGCAUGAGUAAAGUCCUGGACUCAAUCCUUGGCACUGCAAAAAUAAUAAUAAACUAAUAAAUUGUAAUGUUCUGUCUUUCUUAAGCACUUCUCUUUUACUGGGUUUAAACAUCCAGAUUUGUUUUGACCAUAGAUUUGAAUUCAAAAUGUUACCAGAAAUGUGUGGUGCUGAUAAUACCAAUCAAAGUAAUUUUGAUUUUGUCUGGAAUAGCGUCUUGUACAGAUUUGAUUAAGUUGAGCUAAUAAAAAUAAGGAAACUCAUUCAGAUUUAUGGAUUUGUUUUUAAGUAGCCCAAAGCAUUUUUAUCUUAUAAAUGCAUGAGAAAUAUUCUUUACUAGUUUUCUGAUCUCAAAAAUUAUUUCUCUUCAAAGUUCUUACUUUUUAUGGAAUCCUUCACUUCAGGACUCUUCUGAGUUCUUGUUUAUAACUUGCCCAACUGUAGUUUAAUGGAGCUCUUUUAUAUACAGUGAACUCUCCCAGACUGGCACAUUUUCAUUUGUGUGCCUGAGUGUUCUGUGAGCAUUUAGUAUCCAAAACAUUAGCUCUUCAGCUGAAAUUUCUGCUUUUAAACUGCUGGCAGGCCAGGGAGUGGGGGAUAGUAACCUAAAGCUCUUGACAAUGGUAAACAUAAAAUCUCAAUGAAUAUGCUAUAUGGAACAUGGUGUGUGGAAAAAGAAUCUCGAGAAUGGAACUUUAUGUGUGUUUCAACUAAGAAUGGAUUUCUUUAACCUGCUUUGUUUUCUAUUUAAAAGACCAAUUUUCCUUGUACCUACUCCUGAGUAGAGACUACGAGAAUUUUCUUUCUCUUUUAAAUAAUCUACCCAGAAAGCAAAGAUUUUGUACGACAUACUGUCUUUACAAUAUCAUGUUAUGUAAAACUAACCUUGUCAGUAUUAAAAGCUACAUUUUUCCCAAAAUUA
Molecule: messenger RNA, 4727 nt
Organism: Sorex araneus (European shrew)
Lineage: Eukaryota; Metazoa; Chordata; Mammalia; Eulipotyphla; Soricidae
Gene: PRMT3
Product: protein arginine methyltransferase 3
Exons: 16
Coding region: 173-1768 (531 amino acids)
Biological process (GO): peptidyl-arginine methylation
Cellular component (GO): nucleus
Molecular function (GO): protein-arginine N-methyltransferase activity
Source: RefSeq, a predicted model, not a curated record